Guillardia theta CCMP2712 is the source of this 1359-nucleotide messenger RNA. RefSeq lists its product as hypothetical. The transcript has a single exon. Bases 1 to 1359 code for a protein of 452 amino acids. The record is from RefSeq and is a predicted model, not a curated record. NCBI's taxonomy places the organism in Eukaryota, Cryptophyceae, Pyrenomonadales, Geminigeraceae.
AUGGCCUCAAUGGGACUCCCGAUGCGCGGAUCAACUACAACAACGCGUUGCUGGGGGGGCAUCACCCCUUACGUGUAUGGGGAUUCCGCAAGGCUCAGCACCCAGACAUCUUACCUCAAUGUCCCGUACAGGAUACAGAAGAUUGUGCCCGAGAUCAUGCUGCCACCGAUUGGCGACGGCAAGGGGAUGGUGCGCAUCUCGCACGCGGUGGAUUACGGUGACAUCGCCUGGUCGCUGAGGCUGCGGUCUGUGCAGAACACGCUGGGUGUCACCGUGAAGGCUGCCGAGGGUGUGAAGGACAGCGGCACGCACCUGACUGCAUUCAUCAAUUUGCCAACGCUGAAUUACAUCCUCUUUGGCCUGCAGCAUGUCUGGAGGCGGGUGAGGCUCGAUGAUUGGACCCCAUCGCUGAGUGACGCACAGUGGAGGAAUUUCCUCAUGGACAUCCUUGGGCAGACGGUCUCGAACUCCGACUUCAAGGUUUUCAAGGAUCGAGAGAUCAGGGAUGUGUUGGCGAUCUUCCUGAAUGCCGUGGUCCCCUUUGGGGUGUGUGCUGGGUCGGAGAAACAGGGCGGGAUGCACGAGGUGGGGAUGAGCCCUGUGAUGCUGGCGGUGAAUCACGUCACGAGCAUGAAUGUGGAGGGGCACACGAAGGACCUCAUCAAUUACUGGCGGCACAUCGAGCUGAAUUCGGGAGACCGGCUGUGCUUCAGGCUGGGGAUGAUGCCAAUGCCCAACGACACUCCGCUGCUCACCGCGACUUUGAAUCAUUUCUACAAGCGCAUCAUCAAGGUGGAUUUCACACCGUGCAUGAUCGUGGGUGGAGAGAUUGAUCGUGACUUCUUUGUGAUAAUCCCCGAUGUGAUGCCAUACCGCGUGGACCUGAGGAAGUUGUCGAUGGAUCCCUCGUCGGUGGAGUACGAGAAACUGCAACAGAGCAAGUCCGUAUGGUACGUGGGGACAACACAGCAGCACUACAAGAUGAUGUUCGGGAUGAAUGCCAUGCAUUACUUCCUAGACGACGAGGUGUUUAUGCGCGGUGCGUUGCUGCAGGCAAACUUCUGUCCGAUGCCUUUAGAUUGGGCCUAUGAGGAUGACGACAUGGAGAAUGCCGAGGGUGUGAUGUUGGAGAGCAGUGCAAAGCGCUUCAAACUGCCGUCGGUGCAAGCGCCGAUGGAAGCACCCAAAAAGAGGUUCGAGCUGCCGUCGGUGAGCUGUUGCAAGGAUAGUGUCUCCGCACCCGUGGUGGAAUCAAUGGUGCCAGAAAAGGUGCAGCAGAGCAAGGUGAAAAAGCAGGUUGCAAAGGCAGUGGGGACAGCGGUGAAGAAAUCGGUAGUCGUGGUAGGGGAUAAGGAAUAA